Trichoderma citrinoviride is the source of this 4155-nucleotide messenger RNA. Its product is annotated as glycoside hydrolase family 18 protein. The record is from RefSeq and is a predicted model, not a curated record. Gene Ontology annotation, biological process: carbohydrate metabolic process. Gene Ontology annotation, molecular function: chitin binding. The coding region runs from base 1 to 4155 and encodes 1384 amino acids. The transcript has 4 exons. NCBI's taxonomy places the organism in Eukaryota, Fungi, Ascomycota, Sordariomycetes, Hypocreales, Hypocreaceae.
AUGAGGCACACACUGGGAGUUGCUGCCGUAUGCAUAGCAGCUGGAGCUCUCUGGAGUCCCCCGGGAACUCUAGCAGCCAGCUCCGACGCAGCAGCAGACGCACUUCUCGCCUCUCUUUCACAAGCCAAUUCCAUCAAGACCGCCUCUGGACCUGUCUCGGGUCGACCAACAGACCGUGCCAGCGCUCGAGCUGCCGUCCUGGCAGGAAACUUCACCUCCAAGCUCCAUCAUGAGAGAAGAGACAGGAACAGAAAUUCUUGUCCUGCAGCGUGUGAGAGUGCGGAGCCAAGCUCAUGGGAUGUGUACCACGACGUCAACCGUCUCAAGGAGUGCAAUCAGACUAUGCUGUUGGACUUUGCCCUGUUUAACCACGUGGACGACUCUAAGCCUGUCGUCAUGAUCUCGGCUUGUACGGCGGAUCUGAAGGUCAAUAAUAACAGGCUGCACACGUUGUCUAAGACAAAUGGCUGUGCGGUUGAGGGCGUGAAACUGGCGUCAAAAACAUCCCAGAUACAACUGAGUUCUUCAGGCGCUUCAUCAAAGUCUCAUGUCGCCGAUGUUAGUGCGGCUCUCGAUCAACUGCUGGCUUUGUCGAGCAUUUCUUCUUCCACCUGUCAAGAGACGAUCAAAUACGCCACCUCUGGGGAUGUCAUUGUUGGCGUCUAUGCUGGAUCCGGCAUCGCCAGUCAGGGAGUGCUUGCAUCCGUCGUCCAGAAGCUCAACAGUGAGAUUCAAACCAGCGGCCAAGUUGCCGAAGAUUUGGUGGCACAGAUUUGCAGCAGCAAGACGCCGGCAAGAUACACGCUGGGAGUUUUUGCCACGACUCAGGGGCAUCUCGGUGCCGUCCAGCGGAGCGUGCAGUCCUGGAAAAACGGCACUUGCGUCGGCACAAGUUUUACGGACGAUGUCAGUAUCAAAUCGAGCUGGGAUAGCGUCACAUAUCUUGCCCCGUCUGCCUCUCAAAGCAACUCGACAUCCAGCAGCUCCUCCAGCACCCUCAAGAAGCCCUUGUCAACCCGUGCCGACUGCCGCACCAUCCAAGUCGAGGAGGGAGAUUCUUGUGAGUCUCUGGCCAGCGAAUGCGGCAUCACACCAGCUCAGUUCACACAAUACAACCCCAGUUCGACUCUCUGCGGCGCACUUACCCCUGGACAGCACGUCUGCUGCAGCUCAGGCACACUGCCCGACUUCACGCCCAAGCCCGAUGACAAGGGCUACUGCUACUCCUACCUUGUGAAAGAUGGAGACUCCUGUGCGUCAAUUGGUGCGGCUUAUGACCUGACCAAUGCCGAGAUCGAGAGCUUCAACAAGAAGACAUGGGGCUGGAACGGCUGCCAGAAGCUCUUCGCCGACUAUAACAUCUGCCUCAGCACCGGCUACCCCCCCAUGCCAGCCCCCGUGGCCAACGCCGUAUGCGGACCUCAAGUGAACGGCACCACUCCACCCCCUCCUGACGUCGACUUCAGCACGCUGAACGAAUGUCCGCUCAACGCAUGCUGCAACAUCUGGGGCCAGUGUGGCACGACGGGCGACUUCUGCAACCCGUCAAACUCUAGCACCGGCGCCCCUGGAACUGCGGCUCCGGGAGAGAACGGCUGCAUCUCCAACUGCGGUGAUGAUAUCCUCACGUCGGAUCCGCCCAGCGAGACCAUGAGCAUCGCCUAUUUCGAGGCCUUUGAUCAGAAGCGCACAUGCCUCAAGAUGCCCGUCACCGCCGUCGACACGUCUAAAUACACGCACAUCCAUUUCUCCUUCAUCACGCUCAACGAAGACUACUCCAUCAAUGUCGACGGCGUGGAGAGUCAGCUACGUCUCCUUUCUGGCAUGGCUGGCGUCAAACGCAUCGUGUCCGUGGGCGGCUGGGACUUUUCGACGAGUCCGAGCACGUACCAAAUCUUCCGCAAGGCUGUCUCGUCUGAGGCGAACCGCCAGACUCUCGUCAACAAUGUGGUUGACUUCCUUGCCGAGUACGACCUGGACGGCAUUGACUGGGACUGGGAGUACCCCGACGAGCCGGAUAUCCCUGGCAUUCCGAAGGGCACGGAGGAUGAGACGACGGGGUAUUUCCUGCUGUUGGAUGAGCUGAAGCUCAAGCUGCCGUCGAACAGGACCGUGUCCAUCACUGCACCGGCGUCGUUUUGGUACUUGCAGUAUUUCCCUAUUCUCGCACUCAGCUUUGUCGUCGACUAUAUAGUGUACAUGACGUACGACCUUCACGGACAGUGGGACUACAUCAACAAAUAUGCCAGUCCGGGAUGCCCUUCGUACGAUGCAGGACUGGGGAACUGUCUGCGGUCACACGUAAAUCUCACCGAGACGCUCAAUGCCCUCUCCAUGAUCACUAAGGCCGGUGUUCCGUCCAACAUGAUCACCAUUGGUGUCAGCAGCUACGGCCGAUCAUUUCAGAUGUCCUCGGCCGGAUGCUGGACCGAGCAGUGCACUUACACGGGGCCCGAUUCAGGAGCUCUCCCGGGGCCUUGCACCAACACGUCGGGGUAUAUAUCCAACUACGAGAUCAACAGAAUCGUGGCAGGGAACCCUUCUGCAGAGGUACACUGGGAUCAAGACUCAUACUCCAACAUUGUCGUCUACAAUGGCACCCAGUGGGUCGCCUUCAUGAACGACUCCAACAAAGCUACCCGCACGACUCUGUAUCCGGCGCUUAGUUUCCUGGGCAUCGCUGACUGGGCCGUGGAUCUAUUGUCUGAAGACGGCGAUUCAUCAGAUGAUUCUUCGUCUUCAGGAGGGACGAUUUACAUUGAUCCGGGCAUUUGGUCAUCCGCAACGCCCUCAAUUGUGGCGCCGCCUGGCGCGUCGCUUAUCUGGCCUCCGAAGCCUUUGUCGAGUGCUACGACAAUCACUUUCCCUCCUUGGACGACGACUGUUUCGUACAGCAGCCUCACAACGGGCACAAGUACUUUGACAGAUGGAUCGACGACGACGUAUGAUGAGGUUGUCUGGGUGUCGUGGCUGACGACCCUUACAAUUCCUGCAGUUACGACUACGGAAAUUGGCAUAUGGGGUGUUUCCCUCGACAAAAGCUCCUCCACCGGGACGAUUUACCUGACAAGUUCCGUCCAGCCGCCACCAUUCAAAGUGACCAUCACUCCAGUCGUGAGCGGCACAACCUCCAUCAUUGGUGCCACCAAGACGUCCACCAUCAAAGGCACUGUCAUCACCUACGGUUCCGAAACCUGGACGGAACAAGACGAGACCCAGACCCAGGGCAGAAGCACCAGCAUCAAGGGCGGCACAACCCUACCGCCCACCGUCAUCACCGUCACGCCAAACCCGCAUCCCACCACUGUGGCAACAAAGCCAGACCCGGAGGUCAAUCCCAAGCCUCCCCCGUGGAAGUCUGGGUCGGAUCCUAAGCCAACUGCCAAGCCGGGAUGUCCUGGAUGUGGCAAGCCUUGCGUCCUAUUCUGUGAUUCUGGCUGUCCCUUCUGUCCUCCCGGCAUCUUCCACCCAGGCGGCGGUGGUGGAGGAGAUCCCAACGACCCAGACGACCCUGACGACGACGAUGAUGAUGACGACGACCCGAGUGAGUACACAAUGUACGCUGAGUCUCUCCUCGAGGACCAGUUCCCAGACAGCCCCGCAGACUCCAACUCCCUGAACGACCUCUGGACUACGGAAAUCAGCCGAUUUGCUUCUGAAAUGGGCUGGCUCACAACAAGCUCAACCACCACCAAGCCCUCCAGCACACCGCCUCCCCCUCCCCCUCCGGCACCGACACCAGAGGCAACGUGUGAGUACUUUUACGGAGGCGUCCUCUACGAGUUCUUCAUCUACUACAUCUCCGGCUGGGAUACGGAUGACCUCGAGGGCAAUCUUCAUCAUGAAGAAAACGGCUGCGGUGCGCUGACGGGCUGGGACUGGAACUAUGCGAAUGCGAAGGAUCCCUCGGUGGCGUUCAACUUGCCCCUCUUUAUCAAGGAGGGAUGCGUUGAGCGGGCGAUUGUGUCUGCUGGAGGGCCCAAGCUUUCGUGUCAGUACUAUGAUGGAUGGGCGACGCCUGGGCCGGACGAUGAUGAUGCGGAUGCCGAGUUUGUGAAGGCUCAUCAGGCGAAUGCUACGCAGGAGCAUGGGCCGUAUAAGCCGAUGAAUUGGGCUACUUUGCUUGCGAGGGCGACGGGGCGAAACCAGCAGUAG